AUGAUAUUAAGAUCAUAACAGGAAGAAGUUGAACGUAGGAGAUAAGAGAUGGAUAGAAAAGAUUAAGAAAGGAAAGAAUUUCUAGCAUAACAAUAAAGAGCAAAGUUAAUGGAAUCUGAGUAGAAGCGAAUAGAGAAGGAAAGAAAAAUAUAAUAGGUAAGAGAAAAAGAAGAAGAAAUUUUAAGGCAGCAAAGGAGAAUGUUUACAGAAAAAGAAAGGUAGGCUGAAGAACAAAGAUUGUAAUUUGAGAGAAGAAGAGAAUAAGAAAGACUUGAGAAUGAAAGGAUGGCACAAGAAAAGUAAAGAUAAAUUGAAUUGGUAAAAAAAUAAAAUGAGAUGAUUGAAGAAUAAAGAAAACAGGAAUUCUUAAGGAGUCAAUAAAUUGCUGAAGAGAGAAAAAGAUAAUUAGAUGAAUAGGCUGAAUAGUAAAGAAAGUAAAGACAUUAAAUGGAGUAAGAGAAAAAUAAAUAUCGAGAAGAAGUUAUUCACAACAUGGUAAGUAUUGAAGAGCAAAGAAAAAAAUAGAUUAUUGAUAAAAGAUAAAUGACCGAUUACAAAGUAAAUAUGACACAGUAGCAAAGAGAAGAGUAGCAUAGAUUAAGAAAAGAGCUAGAAAAUCUAAAAAGAAACGAUCGAAAAGAAACAGUUGAAAGAAUUUAGAAAAUAUAGCAAUAUCAAAGAGAAAAAGUCCUCGAGAAAAUUAUUGGGGAUGACAUAAGAUCACAAUAACUCAAAGCAGAAAAGGAAGCAUUACUGAUAGCUAGAGGAGAAAUGAGAAAGUAAGCUGAUUUGCAGAAGUAACAAAUGAUGGAAAUGUUUGAAAAGAUAAAAUUAAAAGGCAAAGUGAAUAAAGAGAUGAGUAAGCUUGGACCGGAUGCUGGAAAUUCAAUGUCAUAAGCAGGUUUUUCAUCACCAUAACCUCAGUUUAAGACAAUGAGUUUUCAUAGAGGAAGAGAUGGAUCUCUAAGCACACAGAAUUUAAACAACUAGGAAUAAGGAUUCCGAAUAAAUCACAAUAGAAAUAAAAAUAAAUCAAUGAGAAAGAAAGCAUCAAGAUAAGAAUCUCAAAAAAUGAUUGAAUAGCUUAGAUAAAAGCAUAAUAGAGAACUGCUCUAAGUUUUAGAGGAAGAAUAAAGAUCAGAAGCUGAGAGAGAAUUCAAGCUUAGCUAAAUUACCGAUGAAAAUGAAAGAAAAAGAUUGGAGAAAAUCUUUGGCAUAGAGAGAGCUAAAGCAUCUGAAAGAAUAGUAAGCAAAAGCUCCGAUCAUGAGAGAAUUCUAAAUGAAGAAAUGGACAGACUAGGAGUCUUUUGA
This is a messenger RNA of Stylonychia lemnae, 1311 nucleotides long. The record is from the annotation of a GenBank genome assembly. Lineage: Eukaryota; Ciliophora; Spirotrichea; Sporadotrichida; Oxytrichidae.